GGAUAAGGCCCAGAAUUUGGUGUUACGCCCCUGCGUCCAUGACUACAAUGUGCAAAAACCGCUGGUCUUGUUCUUUAAGCCCAAUGGCCUUUGAAACUACAUCACCCACACUGCACAGCGCUCAACGUCAUCACAACAGGAAGUACAAGACGCUGGGCAGUAACGUUGUUGGUGUCUGAGCAGAGCAGUGUGGCAGGAAAAAAAGCAGUAACGUUAACGUUACUGUAAAUCUGUGAGUCUGUCGGAGAAUCGGUUCCUCUUCAGCCAGCGCCCAUGGACGACGCCCAGGAACAACACACCCCCAUCAGGAACAAAUAAACCGUCAGGGCGAGGCUUUGUUCCCUCGGUUUAUCCCAGUGGACCGUUCACCUAUGAUGGAACGGGCGAUGGAGCAGCUCAACGUACAGCUCAACCGGCUGACCCGUUCCCUCCGCCGGGCCAGGACCGUAGAACUCCCGGAAGACAAUGAGACUGCAGUGUACACACUCAUGCCAAUGGUCAUGGCCGACCAGCACAGGUCAGUGUCAGAGCUGCUGCUUAACUCCAAGUUUGAUGUCAACUACGCCUUCGGACGAGUAAAGAGAAGUCUGCUACACAUCGCUGCCAACUGUGGCUCAGUGGAGUGUCUGGUUCUGCUGCUGAAGAGAGGAGCCAACCCAAACUAUCAGGACAUCUCAGGCUGUACCCCUCUGCACCUCGCUGCUAGGAACGGACAAAAGAAGUGUAUGGGUAAACUGCUGGAAUAUAAUGCUGAUGUCAACAUCUGCAACAAUGAGGGACUGACUGCUAUCCACUGGUUGGCAGUGAAUGGAAGAACGGAGCUCCUCCAUGAUCUGGUCCAGCAUGUGUCCAAUGUGGAUGUGGAAGACGCCAUGGGACAGACAGCUCUACAUGUGGCCUGUCAGAAUGGACACAAAACUACGGUGUUGUGUCUUCUGGACAGUGGAGCUGACAUCAAUCGGCCCAACGUCUCUGGAGCCACACCCCUUUACUUUGCCUGCAGUCAUGGCCAAAGAGACACAGCGCAGAUCCUGCUCUCUCGAGGUGCCAAAUACCUCGCUGACAAGAAUGGAAUCACUCCUCUGGAUCUCUGUGUGCAGGGUGGAUAUGGGGAGACCUGCGAGAUCCUCAUCCAGCACCACGGCAGACUUUUCCAGACCCUCAUCCAGAUGACACAAAAUGAUGAUAUGAAGGAGAACAUGCUCAGGCAGGUCCUGGAGCAUGUCUCUCAGCAGAGCGACAGUCAUUACCAGAGGAUCUUGACCAGUCUUGCUGAGGUAGCUACCACCAAUGGACACAAGCUUCUCAGCCUGUCCAGCAGUUAUGAAGCUCAGAUGAAGAGUCUGCUGAGAAUCGUUCGUAUUUUCUGCCAUGUGUUUCGCCUGGGGCCUUCAUCCCCCAACAAUGGCAACGACAUGGGCUACAACGGCAACAAGACACCUCGCAGCCAGGUCUUUAAGCCUUUGGAGCUGCUGUGGCACUCCCUGGAUGAGUGGCUGGUGCUUAUCUCCACAGAGCUGGACAGGAACAGGAAGAACCCGUCUUCCUCCUCAUCCAGCAGCGAGAUAGCCUCUCUGCUUCUGAAACAGCGAGAGGUCGACCACUCCGGGUCCACACCCAAACUCCCCUCCUUACUGGACCCUCAGACUGUCAUGGAAACAGAGGUCUAUGCUGACGGCGAGGAUGUCAUCUCCAUGACAGCCAAUCGGCUCAGCGCUGUGAUCCAGGCCUUCUAUAUGUGCUGCUCCUGUCAGAUGCCACAAGGAAUGACGUCUCCUCGCUUUAUUGAGUUUGUCUGCAAGCAUGAUGAGGUGCUCAAGUGUUUUGUAACCAGGAAUCCAAAGAUCAUCUUUAACCACUUCCAUUUCCUCCUGGAGUGUCCAGAGUUGAUGUCACGCUUCAUGCAUAUCAUUAAGGGCCAGCCCUUCAAGGAUCGCUGUGAGUGGUUCUAUGAGCAUCUGCUGGCCGGCCAGCCAGACUCAGACAUGGUUCAUCGUCCGGUCAACGAGAACGACAUCCUGCUCAUCCACAGAGAUUCCAUAUUCAGGAGUAGCUGUGAGAUGGUUUCCAAGUCCACCAAUGAGAAACUCAAACAGGGUAUUGCUGUUCGCUUCCAUGGCGAGGAAGGCAUGGGCCAGGGUGUGGUUCGGGAGUGGUUUGACAUCCUGUCCAAUGAGAUCAUCAACCCAGACUAUGCUCUGUUCACCCAGUCAGCUGAUGGUACCACUUUUCAGCCCAACAGUAACUCGUCUGUGAACCCAGACCACCUAAACUAUUUCCGGUUCGCAGGUCAGAUCCUGGGUCUGGCUCUGUACCACCGACAGCUGGUCAACAUCUACUUCACCCGCUCCUUCUACAAACACAUCCUGGGUAUCCCAGUGAACUACCAGGACGUGUCGUCCAUUGAUCCAGAGUAUGCAAAGAACCUGCAGUGGAUCCUGGACAAUGACAUCAGUGAUCUGGGUCUGGAGCUCACCUUCUCUGUAGAGACGGACGUGUUUGGGGCCAUGGAGGAAGUGCCGCUGAAACCUGGAGGGACCAGCAUCCUGGUCACCCAGGACAACAAGGCCGAGUACGUCCAGCUGGUGACGGAGCUGAGGAUGACACGAGCCAUCCAGCCUCAGAUAAACGCCUUCCUGCAAGGAUUCCACACCUUUAUCCCCCCCUCGCUCAUCCAGCUUUUCGACGAAUACGAAUUGGAGCUCCUGCUGUCAGGGAUGCCAGAGAUCGAUGUGCAGGAUUGGUGCAGGAACACUGAGUACACCAGUGGAUAUGACCCUCAGGAGCCAGUCAUCCAGUGGUUCUGGGAGGUGGUGAACAGCCUGACACAGGAGGAACGAGUUCUUCUACUUCAAUUUGUUACUGGAAGUUCCAGGGUUCCUCAUGGGGGCUUUGCCUACCUGAUGGGAGGCAGUGGUUUACAGAAGUUCACCGUUGCUGCAGUGCCAUACACCUCCAACCUACUGCCUACCUCUAGUACCUGCAUCAACAUGCUGAAACUCCCAGAAUACCCGAGCCAGGAGGUUUUGAGAGACCGGCUGCUGGUAGCGCUGCACUGUGGGAGCUAUGGCUACACCAUGGCGUAAACAUCCCAUCAGUUCCUGCUACUGGCAGGGUCUGCAGACUCAUGCAACACUCCUUCACAGACACUCUUUUUGUAGUCAGCCACUACUUUUGCUGGACAAAAAAGGGAAAUCCAGAUUGUUAUUAAAGAGCUGCUGAAGAGGCACACAGACUGAUGGAGACCACAGGCUCUGGAUCUCCACACCUGUGCCACAACUUCUAUUUUUUCAAUUCAAGCUGGUCAUUUAUGCAGAGAAUAAUUCAGUAUCUUCUAAACUGGACUAUUUUUCAUAUAUACAUUUAUUUAAGAAAAAACUGCAUUUAUACCCCUUCAAACACAGGUAAUAAUCACAUAUUCAUGCAUGCUUACUGAAUGUCAAAUAUUUAUUUUGUUUACAGAGCUUUCCAUAUGGAACCAGUGUAGAAUUAAUCAGUUUCAAACAUGGAAUCAAUCAAAAUGCAUCAUAUUCAUAUCCUAGCUUCACAGUGCAGGUUUCUUUAAUGGACCAGCAUCAGGCUCACGCGUACUGCUAAGUCUACAGUUUGUUUUGACUAAUUUUAAGACUUUUAUAUUUGUUUUUCGUUGUUUUUUGCAUCCCUCUCACAGUUUUAACAGUCCUUGCCUUUUAGGCUAGUAGCUCUUCUCCUCUACCAAAAGCACUUACUGUCAGGGCUGGUAUUAUCAAAGGUUUAAGAUGCCAAGCUGCCAAUGUGAUAGCUGAUUUUAGUUUUUUGAUACUUUAUUGCACUGUGAAGAAACCAAAAACCUUUAUUUUGUUUAACAAAAUAAGCCAAAGGUAAGAAAAUCCAGUAAAAACCAAUGCACUGAAUGGCCAAAAGUGUGUGGACAGCGUAACAUUCACGCCAUGCGUCGUAGUUGAUCUUAUCAUUCCACAACCAGAGGCGUUCAUGUGCUGCUGUAACAGCCUUCACCCCGUUGCUCUCAGGCUGAAGGAAUUUGCUCCCAUUCAGGAGCAUCAGUGAGGCCCAGCACUGAUGUUAGCUGAUCAGGCCUGGCUCUCAGUCGGCAUUCAAGUUCAUCCUAAAGGUGCUGAUGGAGUUGAGGUCAGAGCUCUGUGCAGGCCGGUCAGGUUCUGAGAAAACCAUUUCUUCAUCAAGCUGGCUUAGUACAUAUUGAAACAGGACAGGGCCACACAUAACUGUUGGAAGAGUUGGAGAAUACUACCAUCUAUCAUUGUAUGCUGUAGUAUUACCAUUUACCGUUAUUGGAACUAAGGGGGCCCUAACUGAGAGAAACAAACCCAGGCCAAAAUGCAUGUAGUAUGUGGACGGAAGUGUUCCGAUGGCUGCAUCCAAUGAUUAUUGUCAUUUUCGAUUAAUCUAUUGUUUAUUUUCUCAAUUAAUGUAUUAGUUGUUUGGUUUAUUAAACGCUGAAAAAUGUUGAUCAGUGUUUCCCAAAGCCCAGCCUGACUUCCUCAGAUUGUUUAGGUCACAACCCAGAAAUAUUCAGUUAACUGUCACAGAGGAGGAAAGAAACCAGAAAAUAUUGAAUUUGUAUAUUAUUGGUAUCAGCCAGUAUUGAUUUAAUUUUUCAUUUUCAUUUUAGAAUGAACUAUCAGAAUUAGCCAACAUGCUUUUUCUUACUUUGCACAAUGAAUGAAUAUUGCAUACAUUGAAAAGCAUUCUAUUUCACGUCUCCAUCUGCUGGUGGGCCUUCAGGAUUAUGCAUAAUGUGAUGCUAACUUCACUACAGAAGAGACUUGAUUAUCACUAAAAUUAGGUGGGCAAAAAAGUGGAUAUAUAGAUAUCGGUUAUCGUUCAAAUGAGUUGCUGUGUAUCGGCAUAUUGAAUAUCAGCAAAAAAUCCUAUAUUGUGCAUCCUUAAAAAUUACUCAAGCCAAUUAAGGAAUUAUCAAAUCAGUUAGUAAUUAACCCAAUAGUUGACAAUUAAUUGAUACACAUUGCAGUUCAAGUGUUUAUACAAAUAAUGAUUAUACUCAUUAUUAUAACUUUAUAAAGUUAAGAGUUAAACAACACAUGCUUGGUACUUUAGAGUUUGGUUCCAGUUCUAGUCUGAAAAUAUUUUAAUGUGGCUACUUUUAGAUGAACAAAAAAUUCCCCCACCAAAUUUUUGGUGAAGGGUCUCAAAAAUCAUCUAGAUCUCAAAAUUAAUUCAUUUACAGAAAAUAUCAAUGAAUAUUUAAAUCAGUAAUUAAAUAUUUGUUGCGUGAGCUGAGGUGUUGAGGAUGGAUUCAAGACCUUAAUGUUUAUAUAAUCCUGGCACAUCCUGAUAUUUUACUAAUAUUUGGGAUGCAUGAUAAUAUCAGCACAUAGUCAGUAUCGGCUUUAAAAUGAACUGAAUGGGCUAACAUGCUUUUCUUAUUUUGCACAAUAAAUAUUACAUACAUGGAAAGGCAUUCUAUUUCAUGUCUUCAUCUGAUGGUGAGCCAUCACAAUAAGAGUAUGCAUGUAUAAUAUGAUAUUAAUUCCACGGUAGGAGAGACUUGAUCACUAAAAUUAGGUGGGGAAAAAAGUGUAUAUAUAGAUAUCAUUUUUGCUUAUCGGUCAAAUGAGUUGUUAUAUAUUGGCAUAUCGGAUAUCAGCAAAAAAUCCUCCCUGACUAAUGAUGUCAGUCGGUAAAAAAAUAACACUGGCCAGUACCAAUACAGUCAGUGCUUUCAUUGCAGGAAAACAAAAACUAUUAUUUAUUUUUUUUUACCAAGUGAGUACACAUAUUAGAAUGAACAUCAAGGAUAAAUAUUAACUAAUUUCUCUGCAAAAAAUAAGCUGAGUGAAUCAAAGACUGGCCUUAUCCAGCUGUGACAGAACAUGUAUUUGCAGAAGAGAAACUGUAGGUGUUUGACGUACUGUACGGCCAAGGUGUUUUCCAUUGUAGCUGCAUGAACACGCCCCUCCAUCCCUGCAGCAUCAAAUGCACGUGGUCUACUGUGUGAAACUCUUUUUUGUUUUUGAAGUAUUUUGCUGUCAUCUUUCUUUGUGCUUAAUGAAUGCAUAGCAAUCUUCUUUAGUGAUCUGUUUGUGUUUGUCCCUAUUAAGUAGACUUUCUCAAGAAGCAAUACAAUAACUCCACAUGACAAAUGUUUGGCUUGCAGUGCCAAAACCUCAAAGCUGAAAUCCUUUUAAAGACCUUCUCUUAUUUGUAUUUUUGCCUAAACGAACAUGCUGAAAUGUGUUUUUAUUCUGAGAGAUGGGAUCAUGCCAUGAGGUUUUACUUGUUUCCUCGUGUAAAGGGAGUGAACAUGUUGAUUUAAUAUUUCAUAUGAUCUUUCAGUAUUGUGUUGAAUGCCUUGCCUGAAAUGUAAACUGCUGUUAAUGUUUAAUAUGGAGCCUUUAUAGAUAUUUCUGUAAAUGUCUUCAGUAUCAAAUGAUGUAUUUUACAAUGAAUACUGUAUAUGUUGUGCUUUGAGAUAUUAUCCAAUAAAACUUGUUUUGACAAUC
This is a messenger RNA of Epinephelus moara (kelp grouper), 6482 nucleotides long. RefSeq names its product HECT domain and ankyrin repeat containing E3 ubiquitin protein ligase 1 (gene hace1). Lineage: Eukaryota; Metazoa; Chordata; Actinopteri; Perciformes; Serranidae. Gene Ontology annotation, molecular function: protein binding; ubiquitin-protein transferase activity. The record is from RefSeq and is a predicted model, not a curated record. Bases 372 to 3086 code for a protein of 904 amino acids. Gene Ontology annotation, cellular component: nucleus. The transcript is spliced from 24 exons. Gene Ontology annotation, biological process: protein polyubiquitination; positive regulation of protein catabolic process; proteasome-mediated ubiquitin-dependent protein catabolic process.